Phytophthora sojae is the source of this 1428-nucleotide messenger RNA. RefSeq lists its product as hypothetical. Bases 1 to 1428 code for a protein of 475 amino acids. Lineage: Eukaryota; Oomycota; Peronosporomycetes; Peronosporales; Peronosporaceae. The transcript has a single exon. The record is from RefSeq and is a predicted model, not a curated record.
AUGGCGAGUGACUUUGAGGACGACGUCCUGGGGGACGUGGAUGCCAUUUGCGGGUGGGAAGCCGCUGACUUCGACGAUGACCUUCUGGGUCGUGGUCGACGGCGUACUGCUCAAGCUCCUGCCAAAGGUACAGCCAAGCGGAAGCCCCAAAAGCUGCCCGGGAGCUCAAGCUCUGGUGCCGCGUUGUUACCACUGGAUAAAGCUCAACUACAACAACAACAGCUUGAUACAUCGCCAGAUAAAAUACGUCAAGUUGUCGAUCGAGUCCCAGACAAGAAGGACCGACCUUCUGUUGUUCGCAAGCCAAAACAAAAACAGUCUCGAGAAACAAAGGAGCCCCAACACGAGGCACCCGCCAAGCCAUCACCACGAACCGCUUCUAUCCUCGAGGAGAAUGCUGCUAUUGCAGCUCUUGGACGCCAGCGACGAAUGAAAGUCGUUGCAGCAGCGUUGGUAGCGAAUGUACCUCGGAAGCAGGGCAUCGCCUCGGUCGUCUCGGCAUAUUUCGAUGGCGGAUCGGAUGAUGAAGAAACGGAAUCGAAUUCGCUGGUGCCGUCUUCAGCACCACAAAAGCAACCAGAAAAACUGACCCGAGUCGUCGAGCCUUCGACUGCCCCUGCGCGGUCUAUUGAUCCACCCAAGAAGAUCCACCCUCCGCUGCCACUCCCACUGCUCAGUAUCAAUCCAAAUGCUGGCGGCAAUGAAACACGACUAUCCGGAAAGGAUGAACCAGCAUCGAAGGCACCACGGCAUUGGCGACGACAUCGGAAGCAGAAGAAGAAUAGUUUGCUGCCGUCACGAGAUGAAUCUGAGCACUGGGAGUCUAAUUUCCCUCCCAAUCUCCGCCGAUUCCAUUCACCAAGGAACUAUCCAGCAGGGGGCUCUGAUAGCACCACCAGUCUUGUGUCGUCUUCGUUUACAAGUAAUGUCCGAGCACCUUUGGCAGCUUCCGGUGAUGUUGCACAGCGAACCAAGGAAUUAUUGCCUUUGAUUCAUCACACGACCGAGGGCUUCCACAAUGUCACGGUGGUUGACUCUGCCGUCGAUGGCGACGAAGUGGACACGAAGAACUUGCGAGACGUAGAGCGCGAUGUGGAGGAGGAGGACGAAAACUGGACCCACUGUUAUGACGACCCGGAAGCGAUCACCAAAAGCAUGGCGGGGCUCAUCCAAGCUCUUUCAACCUUCGCGGCGGAUGGCAAGAAAAAGAGGCCCUCCCAAGUCGGCAAGAGCAGGAAGCGGCGAGCUAAGCUUCAGCGGCAACAGCAGCAGCAACACACUUCGGCGUAUCCUCCAGUAUUGAGACUUCCACAGCCUGGAGAAAUGAACGUCACUUCUGGUAUACCUUCUACCAGUACUGGAAAGCAGCAAGAAAACUCGACGCGGAAGCACCGCAAACUUCCGAAUAGCGUUGCAGCCCCAACAUGA